Messenger RNA from Colletotrichum graminicola M1.001, 1521 nucleotides. Its product is annotated as major facilitator superfamily transporter. Bases 1 to 1521 code for a protein of 506 amino acids. Gene Ontology annotation, cellular component: membrane. Gene Ontology annotation, biological process: transmembrane transport. Lineage: Eukaryota; Fungi; Ascomycota; Sordariomycetes; Glomerellales; Glomerellaceae. Gene Ontology annotation, molecular function: transmembrane transporter activity. The transcript is spliced from 5 exons. The record is from RefSeq and is a predicted model, not a curated record.
AUGGACGAUGCCACGAAGGACAACAAGAUCUCGCCACCAUCUCAACCGGCGGGAUCAAUCCGAGAUGGCUCUGUUGAGGGACGUAGCACGAAGAGCCGCGACUACGACGACGACGUAGUUCAGGUCAUUGAUAAAGCCGCUGAACGACGGCUUUGCAGGAAGUUGGACUUUCGUAUAUUGCCCGUCCUGGCUGUGAUGUACCUGUUCAACGCGCUUGAUAAGGGAAACCUAGGCAAUGCCGAGACGGAGGGCCUGAGCACCGAUCUCAACUUCAAGGAUGGACAAUACAACCUCAUCGUCAGCAUCUUCUUCGUGCCUUUUGUGGCUGCGGCGCCCUUCGUGGCCCUCAUCGGCAAGAAGUUCGGACCAGCGAUCGUGCUCCCCAUCCUCAUGUUCGGCUUCGGUACCAUGACCAUGCUUAUGGCCGCAGCCCAGAACUUUGGUGGCGUCUUUGCUCUGCGGUGGUUCUUGGGCAUGGCGGAGUCGGCGUUUUUCCCGCUCGUCAUCUACUACCUGACCACCUUUUACCGCCGCGGUGAGCUGGCACGCCGCCUGGCCAUCUUCUACGCAGCGUCGAACAUUGCCAACGCGUUCUCGGGGCUGCUGGCGUUUGCGGUGUUCCACAUCACCAGAACCAGCCUACGCCCGUGGCGGUGGUUGUUUAUCAUAGAGGCUUCUGCAACUAUUCUCUUCGCUGUAUUUGCAUUCUGGUAUCUACCUAGGAGUGCAGCCGAGGCAAAGUUCCUCACGGCUGAAGAGAAAGAGCUGGCCCUCCAUCGUAUCCGAGUUGAUAGUUCCUCCGUGGUCGGAGAGAAGAUGAAGAUUCGAGAGGCAGCCAAGGUUUUCAAGCAUCCGACGACGUACGGCUUUCUGGCUAUUGAGAUAUGCCUGGGAGUCCCCCUCCAGAGCGUCGGCCUAUUCAUGCCUCAAAUCGUUCAGCGCCUGGGAUACAGCACUAUCAAGACAAACCUCUACACCGUAGCCCCAAAUGUCAGCGGCGCCGUAAUGCUUCUCAUCCUCGCCUUUCUUUCCGACUGGCGCCGGCUCCGGUUCCCAUUCAUCGCGCUCGGCUUCAUGCUGAGCUUCACCGGUUUCAUCAUUUACGCAGCCAUCGACGAUGUCGAGAAGCAGAUCAACCUUGCGUACUAUGCAUGCUUCAUGAUGACUUGGGGCACGUCCGCGCCGAGCGUGCUCUUGUCGACGUGGUAUAACAACAACGUCGUGAACGAAAACCAACGCGUGCUUCUGACAUCGAUCGGUGUCCCGCUGGCGAAUAUCAUGGGACUCGUCAGCAGCAACAUCUUCCGUAAACCAGAUGCACCAAAGUACGCACCCGCUCUUAUCACGACGGCUGCUUUUGGGGUAGUCGGCGCCCUGUGUGCACUCUGCUUAGGGUUCUAUAUGGUUUGGGAUAAUAAAAGAAGGAACCGUGCACAGGGCGUAAACCUUACUGCCAGCCAAGUGUCGACCUCUAAGUUGGGUGAUGGCCCGAAGAGUCCCGAUUUCCGUUGGUUUCUUUGA